AUGGGCCUCGCCAUCAGCAAGUUUCGCCGCCGGCACCGCGUCACGCGCACAAUCUCGCCCGGCGUCGACGCGGACGCGCUGCGCGCGCGACUUGCCUCGCUUGAGCGUAGUACGCCGUCCCCGACGGCGGGAUACGUCGCAGACCCCGACAGCAGGACCGGGGUAUCUGAGCACGCGACGCCCACCUUCUCGGCCAUGAGCUGCGUGACGCGGACUGCGCCCGACAUUGCGCCGACAAAGGUCCUGCUGUAG
This is a messenger RNA of Cutaneotrichosporon oleaginosum, 252 nucleotides long. RefSeq lists its product as uncharacterized. The record is from RefSeq and is a predicted model, not a curated record. NCBI's taxonomy places the organism in Eukaryota, Fungi, Basidiomycota, Tremellomycetes, Trichosporonales, Trichosporonaceae.